CCACAAUUUUUUUCUGUCUUCUUUGAUCGAGCUAAAACCCUGAUUCUACCGAUAGGACAAGAAUGAGUACGAGUACACUGGUAAAGGGGUACGAGUUGCAUGGGUGGCAGCCGAGCAAAAGUCUUUGCAAAGACGAAAAUUUUAUGGAUUUGUGCAUGAUCAUCACCAGAAGCUCGAAACUGAAACAGGGAAGCAUGGCAUGCAUACUCGUGAAAGAAGCCACCACUCAGAGAGAAGAACCAAUGCCAGCAACAGCAGCAACCGAGACAGAAUUGGCAGGUGACAUGUGCGGCGCCAUUAUCAGCGUCGCUAACAAUCGGCCUCUUUUCAGUGAGACUACUUCGGAUGUUCAUGCCGAAAUUGCUGCCCUUGGCGAGGCAUCUCGGAAUGGCGUGUCGACGGAAAAUGCAACUGCCUACAUUACGAUGCCUCCGUGCAAGAACUGUUUCGGGGCAUUGACAGUAGCUGGAAUCCGCAAAAUUGUGACAAGAUACGGCCCCAAUCAGAAAAUCCAAGAGGCAGCAUCCAAGAACAACAUUGAAUGGAUCACGAUUUCCAAUCACGCAGAAAUGAUGGCCAGAGUGAACGCCAUAGUUUGCCCCGGUUCUGACGGAAAGAAGAGGAAGAGGGAUCAUCAUUCCGACAAMGAAUCUGUUGACGAGACUGRUGCYAAAAAUAGAAAAAGCGAUUGUACUAGCAGCUUGACUAAAUGUUAGAAYGACGAUUGAAUGUUGCUUGCAAUUCGUCGAUGAAAAAAGCGGCAAGAGACAAACAUUUCCUUCUAGUGCCGACUCGCAUUUCGACACCAAGCCUUGGGGAUCACAAAGGAUCUUGGGUCCUUGAUUUUUCCUACAAGUUUUGCAAAAAGUGAAUCUGGUACGAUGUGGUGCAGAGCAAUCACAAUUUCACGCGUGAUGAAUCCUUCUCUGACGCAGUGAAUGAAUUCUUCUUCGACGAGCGCGAUAAAUGAAGAUUCAGGAGAAAGAUCCCUCGGAAGUUUCUCUUUCAUGACCUGAAAAAGGUAGGAGUAUGUUAUCUGGUCAGAAGUAAUUCCUUGCACGUUGCGCAGCUCGUUCAUUGUUACUUGAGCCGUGUGCAAUGAUUCGUCGAUAUAUUCUGGCGACGAGUUGUGGUGACACACCGAAAGGACCGCGUUGAAGACAGCAAUUCCAGRUUUUCUGUUGGUUUCAUCUUGAUCACCCUCAAUUGAUGAAAUGAAGCGAUGCAAUAAGUUGGCAACCCUUUUCAUUUUAUUUUGUUCAUCGCUACGACCCCAAGCAAUAAUACAUGUAACGUAACUAAUGAAAUCUGGUGUUAGCGAUGGCAUAGCAUCCAUUUCAGACAGCAAAUCGUCUGCUUUAGCAGCGGCAUCUGGAAUGUGGCUUGUGCUCCUAGAGAGGAUUUUCAAGAUGAUGUUGAACGUCAAGUUCGACGGAAGGAUAGUAGRGUCGGUUUCGUGGUACUCAAACAUUCUCCUCAAUACAUCGGUUGCUCUCUUCACAGCAUCUGGUCUAUUCAAAGCGGCAAUAGCAUUCAAUCCGCAAUUAAAUGUCCUUGUAUCUAGAUGUACAUGCCCAUAACUAUAUUCUUGUUCUAACUUCAAAAAGUAGAGAACCGAGUUGAUGGCCGCUGCCUCUGUAAGGGCCGUCAGUAUGGAAUUGUAUACUUCAGUUGUAGGAUCUAUUCCAUUUGCUCGCAUUCGUUCCAUAACCAGGAGGAUCUCAUCUCCACAUUCCUGCUUUUCUAUUCCACUACUAUGCUGCGCUACCUUUUCCCAAGCUUUGAUCAGUAUUGUAUACGGAAUGACAGACAUUGGUAUCUUUUCGCUGUUACCCGAAAUAUGCUCCAUGAGAUCUAAUAUUCCAACCACGCGCUGUGUUGCCUCCUUUACUUGCUUGCGCUUGUUGCCAWGAUUGCUGCUGCUGUUGACCCAUGUAUUCAUAACAGCUGUGAAUGCUUCCUCUGUUGGUUCGAUUGGACUGCCGCCCUCGCUCAAAGUCACAAUUCUUCGCAAAAUAUUUUCGGCCCGAAUAGGGGCAUCCCUAUGUUUCGAACGUGCCCAAGCGUUAAUGCAUAUAUUGUAAGUGGUCUCGUUUGGCAUUGUGUCAAAGCCUUUGGUUUCGCUUAUUUCUUGCAUCCACUCGAGCGUUUUCUCUGCCUUGAAACCUGCAUCCUUUCCACCAGCCAUUGCGUAGGCAUGGAGCAAUCCAUUGAAACAACUCGUGUUGGGAGGGGGGGUGACAAAAAUUUUCUUCGUUUUCGUCGCCUUCGUUGAUGAAAUUGGAAAACCAAUCUUCGAUUCCUCUUGUGCCGACAUCAUCCACUCCACGACGGACAAAGCUUUAUCUGGUUGAAAAGUCUUUGCGUAUCCAUUUAUGAUCGUGAUAAAACUAGAAACCAAAGCUGCCUGCGAGGAUUUUUCUUCCAGCCUUUUGCACAAUAUUUCGUGGGCAUCUCUGGGCUUGAGUUGAUUGCAAAGCAACAUAAUUAAGGAAUCAUCGAUGUACGGAUUUGACUCUACUGGAACCAGAGGAUCGCGUUGGAGUUCUCCCAGACGUUCGAUGAGUCGAUGCAGUUGCCGGGCCUUUCGAUGACUCAAUUUCCUUCUCCGUUUAUUUGCAUCCUUAACAAUGAAACGGAUAUAAAAGCUACAAACAUCG
Pseudo-nitzschia multistriata is the source of this 2660-nucleotide messenger RNA. Lineage: Eukaryota; Bacillariophyta; Bacillariophyceae; Bacillariales; Bacillariaceae. The record is from the annotation of a GenBank genome assembly.